Pistacia vera is the source of this 1473-nucleotide messenger RNA. RefSeq lists its product as uncharacterized. Bases 137 to 1324 code for a protein of 395 amino acids. The record is from RefSeq and is a predicted model, not a curated record. The transcript is spliced from 4 exons. NCBI's taxonomy places the organism in Eukaryota, Viridiplantae, Streptophyta, Magnoliopsida, Sapindales, Anacardiaceae.
CAAAUUUCCUCGUUGUUUGUAGGCUACCUUUAUUCCUUUUUCAAAAGCCAACUCCUUAAAUGGAACCUUAGUCGCGAAGGCUAAGCCAAAAGUUUCGAUUUUUUUUUUGUUUUCAUUUUCCAGUUAGAAUUUUAUUAUGGGAGGCGGAGCAGCCAUUAGAGCCAUGGCCGCCGGUAAGGUCGCCGGGGUAGGCGUUUUCAACGGUGGGAUUCGUGGCGGCUUGUCUUCUGCAACCGCCACGGCCCCGCCCGCAUCACAAUCCCUGCAAAACGCUUCGCGACCCGUAGGCGGAAUCUUGUCGAGCGGGAAGGUUUCCGCUGGAGGUGACGUUGCGGAGGCGCAGAAAGCCUUGUGGGAAUUGGAUGACUGGGGGUUCGCCGGAGGAGAAAAUGAUUUUCUGGUGGCACCAGAGCCAAAAUCGUCUGAGCCAAUAGCUAGGGUUAUAUUUGGGGGUGCGCCAAGCCUCGAGGAGGCUAAGGAAGCCACGUCCGAACUCAAAGAAGCGUUGAAAAAGGUAUAUUUUUCAUCUGAGAAUUCCAGUGUGAGUGAAUAUGAUGGUGUAGUGCCGGUUGCUGCGGUGGCAGGGCUGCCAUUGGUUGCAAACUCUGAAUCUUUGGAGACCAAGAGCUGUAUCUCAUGUGACCCAAAAUCUGUCACCGGACCAAAACAUGCUAUUCAGGCGUUUAAAUUCCUUUGCGAGAAUGCUUCAGCUCAGACUGUUGUUGCAUCAAUUGCUACUGACUCAAAUGUCUGGAAUGCUGUCAUGCAAAAUGACGAUCUGAUCCAAUUCAUACGGUCCCAGAAAAACAAUAAUAUGUUUCAAGAUCAGGGAUCUCCCGGAGAGAUUGAGGAAUUAUCUGAUUUGAGCAAAGAAGAAGAUACUUUAAGCCAUUCUGGAGACAGUGGAGGCCAAAGCCGGUUCAAGCCCAUGGCUGUUCUUUGGAAGAUCAAGGAUAGGGUGGUUGAAUUGGGAAGAAUAACCAAGGAUAGGGUGGCUGGAUUGGGAAGAACAACCAAGGAUAGUGUGGUUGAAUUGGGAAGAAGAAUAACCAAGGAUAGUGUGGUUGAAUUGGGAAGAACAACCAAGGAUAGUGUGUUUGAAUUGGGAAGAACAACCGGCGAUCGAGUGGCUGAGAUGGUGAGCAAUGUGGGUAAUUAUCUACAGAACAUCUUUGGCACACCCGCAGCUGAUAAGACUUAUGCAGGAGCAGAUGGCAAACCAGCAGAAGCAGAUGGCAAACCAGACUAUUUUGAAAAGGCCAUUGGACUGACCAUUAUGGCGAUCGUGGUGAUUGUGCUGAAGCGACCUUAUAAGUUUAUAUAAUCUAGCAAACUACCUGAAAAUUUGCCGAACUUACAAACUCUUUGGAUGUGUUUCUCUAUUUUGAUGCAUUAAUAUAUACUAAAAUUUGAUAUGCAGUAGUUCACGAGGUUACAGUGCUUCACAUGGAAUAAAUUUGCUUGUUCCCCUCA